UCACUUGUGCUCGUCUUUGCAUGGCAGGCGACUACCCUCCAUUCGCAUCCGUGAAGCCAAACUGUUCGCAGGCGUGCGACAUCGGUGAAACACAAACCCCGAAGAUAGCCAGGCGCACGACACCUCCCAGGACGCUCCUGAAGUACUUUUCACCCCAUUCUGACGCAACCACACCAGAAUGAAGUCAAUGAUUCUCCAGCUCACUCGCAGCCUGCGGAGCGCGGCGCCACUCGCCGACCUCCGUGGCGCCCACUCGGCGGCACGUCCCGCCUCCACGUACAAGUCAGAAAAGAUGCUCACCUCCGAGGAAAUCUACACUCGUGAGCAUAAGUACGGCGCGCACCACUACCAUCCCCUGCCUGUAGCGCUGGAGAGGGGCGAGGGCGUCUACGUGUGGGACAUUGAAGGCAGCCGCUACUACGACUUCCUGAGCGCCUACAGCGCCGUCAACCAGGGCCACUGCCACCCCAAGAUCAUCGCCGCCCUCAACGCUCAAGCCUCCAAGCUCACGCUGACCUCCCGAGCCUUCUACAAUGAUGUGCUGGGCGCCUACGAGGAAUACGUUACGACCAUGUUUGGCUACGACAAGGUCUUACCCAUGAACACCGGUGUGGAAGGCGGUGAGACGGCGUGCAAGCUGGCUCGUAAGUGGGCCUACAACGUGAAGGGCGUUCCCAAGGACAAAGCCAAGAUUGUUUUUGCCGAUGGGAACUUCUGGGGCCGCACCCUGGCAGCAAUCUCCAGCUCCACGGACCCCAGCAGCUACGAAGGCUUCGGCCCUUUCAUGCCCGGUUUUGAGCUGGUCCCGUUCAAUGACGUUCCCGCACUUGAGAAAGCCCUCCAGGACCCGCACGUCGCCGCCUUCAUGGUGGAGCCUAUCCAGGGCGAGGCGGGCGUGGUGGUGCCUGACACCGGCUACCUGACCCAAGUCAGGGAGCUGUGCACGCGGCACGAUGUGUUGUGGAUCGCCGACGAGGUGCAAACGGGCCUGGGGCGGACCGGCCGGCGUCUGGCCGUGGACCACGAGCGAGCGCGUCCAGAUAUUGUCAUCCUGGGAAAAGCUCUCUCGGGAGGAGUCUACCCUGUGUCUGCCGUGCUGUGCGACGACGAGGUCAUGCUAACCAUCAAACCCGGGGAGCACGGGUCCACGUACGGCGGGAACCCCGUCGCUUGUCGCGUGGCCAUCGCUGCCCUCCAGGUCAUGAAGGAGGAGCAGCUGGUGGAGAACGCAGAGCGAAUGGGACAGCUGCUGCGCUCGGAGCUGAGCAAGCUGCCGUCCGACAUCGUGACCACGGUGCGGGGCAAGGGCCUGCUCAACGCCGUCGUCAUCAAAGAAACCAAAGACUACGACGCAUGGAAGGUGUGCCUGCGCCUGCGCGACAACGGCCUGCUGGCCAAGCCCACCCACGGCGACAUCAUCCGCCUGGCCCCGCCCCUCAUCAUCAACGAGCCCCAGCUGAGAGAGUGCAUCGACAUCAUCCACAGAACCGUCGCGUCUCUCUAAAAUGUGCAGUCAAGUUCAAGAGGCUCAUCCUGAUUUGGCUCCCUGUUCCCAGCAUCGGUUAUUUUGCCCACUCUCCCAGAAACUAUUUCGUCCGGACAAAAUGAUGGAAACGAAAUGUGCCCUAUUCCUAAAAAUGUAAUUCAUGAAAACAUCAUGAGUAGUAGGAUCACAUUAAACAAGCUCUACAGCUAUGAAAUGCCAACUUGAGAAUAAGGAGUAAUAAAAAAAAAAAAUUCUACCAUUGAGAAAAUCAUACUAAUGUCGCUUCUGCGUUACGUUUACGACAUCCGAGCGCAAUGAUAAAUGACACAUCAGCCUUAAAUAGAAUUGCGCAGGCACCAUUUUUCCCGUUUGAGUUGCCACUGGGGAAAAUCUCCACUUAAGAUGGAUGAGGCCCAGCGUGGCCAUUAAAGCGCACGUCCCCUCCCAGGAGCUUUCGACACAUCUUUCCAUUAGCACGUUUGACUCGUGCUAAUGGAAAUAAUGCUUGGUGCACACGAAAAAGAAAAGGCAUCAUCACACCCCACACACUUUUUCACUUGUAACAUUACAACUAUUGUCGGGAUUUUACCUCCCGACCUGUUACGUCACUUUUUUUUUUUUUUGAAGAAACAAUUCAACCUUGCUCAAAAAUAUGACUAUUAUUUCAUUUUGGUUUGUAAUAUUUCCUGCCAAAUUUUGCGCCACUGUUUUUUUAGGCAGUAUAGAGGAAGGAAGGAAGGAUGGAUGGAUGCUUAAAAUUACGCUGAGGUUUGGAUUCCGUAAUUUCGUACAAUUUUAGUGGCGUAUUCCCCCCGCCCCGAAGAUAUCGGUCACAAUUACAAUUUUCCCAAACUUCACAUAACGUUUUCUACAAAAUUUUGCUCCGUUGCUUUCGUACUAGCACCGCUUAGGUGAGCAGUUCGGAUUCCGACGGUUUUGUAUGACUUUCGGAAUAAAUGUUUUCCCCCGCGAAAAUAUCGGCGACAUUUCAAAUUGCUACAAACUUCAUAUUUUUGUCCAAAAUCUUGCUCCACUGCAUUUUGCUUGCAUUCCUUAAAAUAUGCUGAGGUGAGUCGUUCGGAUUCCGAAGGUUUCCCACGACUUAAGAGGUGUAUUUUUUCCUGGAAAAUGUCAAUUACAUUCAGAAUUUUACUAGCAUGACUUAAAUUUCUCUAAGGUGAGCACUUCGGAUUCCCAAAGUUUCGUACCAGUUCAGAUGUGUAUUUUUCCCUGAGAAUAUUACAGAAUGCAUAAUUUUUAACUCUGGACUUUUAGUACAAUUUCCCACUUUUUAAGCUAGCUUUGCUUAAAAGUGCUAUUGCUUACGCUGAAAUGAACUGUUCUGAUUCCGAAGGUUUCGUACGACUUCAGACGGGCUAGGGUGUCCCUGAGUGUUUAGUCAAAUACGUAAUUUUUGCUUUCUUUAAUUAUUGUCGGUCGCUUUUCAAGCUACAGACACACAAAAGCAAAUCCUGUAGCUCAAGCUUGCGCCGUGUGUUCCAGCUGGUGCAACACACCUCCCAAUAUAACUUUUUGGCCCUCCAAACUCCAGUUUCGGCUUUCGCUUCCCUGUCGGUCUGUUACAAGCGACCGACUCCCGAAGCUUUCACGUGGCAAGUGCGGAUGCGAAGACUGCCAUAAAAUCUGCCUGUGGAUAUUUGGAGAAGCUGAAUAACGCAGACAGACAGACUGGCAGAUCCUGGGCCAAAAAAGUGGCUCGAACACAGAUCACGCUCAAAGCCAAAGACGGGGAAGAAAAGGUCAAAGGCAAGAAGGAACUGUCAGCUUCCACUAUACAUAUAGAAAGGGAAAAUGAAUGCAGAAAAUGGAUGCUUAAUGGUGCCCAGAGGAAGUGUGGAGGAGGAGAAAAAACAGUAGCGGUCAUUGUGAAUGUCCUCGGAGAGGAUCCAGGAGGGGGAGGAGGGAUGGAUUUCGGGUUAGAAGGUGACACUAACGAGCCGAGCUUUGGGCUCGCUGCCACCGAAGCGCUCAAGUGUCAUAAAGGAGAAAUCCCCGUCGUCGUCGACUUUCAGGGCGCACGACGUCGGUGGCGCGUGUCCUCCACGUCUCGGUGCAGAAUGUGGAAGUUAGAGAGUUCAGAAAGAUAUGUGAAAAGUCCGUGAUGUAAAACCAAAAUACAGUGGACUCUUGCUAUACAAAUAGCAAAAUUCAGAGAAUUGAUGCUUGCUUGUUUCUAUGCGCCCUGCGAUUGGCUGGCGACCGGUUCAGGGUGUACCCCGCCUUCCGCCCGAAGAUAGCUGGGAUCGGCUCCAGCGGCCCGCGACCCCACUGAGGAUAAGCGGUAAAGAAAAUGGAUGGAUGGAUGAAAAUUAUGAAGCAUUUAUUUUGAUGCAAAAUUUCAUUCUAAUUAUACAUUUAUGUUUAUAUUCUGAAAAAAUAUCUAUCAAUGAACCAAUUAUUUGAUUUUGAAAUGAAUUGAAAAAAAAAAUAAUUGCAACAAAUGUCAGAGGACUUUUGAUGAGCUGAAUCACAGGUGUCAAAGGCAAGGCCCGGGGGCCACAUUCAUUUAUGUGGCCCGCGAAAGCAAAUCCAGCGCGUCGACUUCAUGUUGCUAAAAUAACAUUGUAAAUUGUCUUCAGUUUUAAAAAAGUUGAUUGCAAACAUUUUUGUUCCCAA
Molecule: messenger RNA, 4123 nt
Organism: Phycodurus eques (leafy seadragon)
Lineage: Eukaryota; Metazoa; Chordata; Actinopteri; Syngnathiformes; Syngnathidae
Gene: oat
Product: ornithine aminotransferase
Exons: 11
Coding region: 179-1504 (441 amino acids)
Cellular component (GO): cytoplasm
Molecular function (GO): pyridoxal phosphate binding; L-ornithine transaminase activity; identical protein binding
Source: RefSeq, a predicted model, not a curated record